ACUAGAAAACAUGGGAAAAUGCCAUAAAGAGAGUCAUGUGUGGAGUUUGGUGCACUUUGAUAGGUGAAUCCCAAUGAGAUACCCUUCAGUUUUCGGACUGGCACUAUUCAUCUCAUUUUCAGUUACAUCAUCUUCAGCAUCUUUUCCUCGAACACCAUUCUUUUCUAAGCUUAAUGUUCUUCCUUCUUCAUCUAUUUCCUCCAUCUCAAUUCCAAAAGCCACUCCAUCCGAUUUGUUAUCUCUGCUAGGUCCCACACCUCAGUCCAAAUCCGUCAAUCCCAUCGUAGCACGCCAACUCAAGUCAUGCCUCAAAUUCCUUGUCCCCUUUUCUCCAACCAAAUCGGAACAACUUCGUAAUCGUAAAUUGAGCCGGAUAGAAUUCACCGCCCCGAACCGGAGAAACCAAAAUGAUAGGAUUUGGUGGCCGCCAGAGUCCGUUUUGGAACUUGCUCGCCUCGCCGUUGAUUCCGGUGGUGAUCCUGCCGCCAUUCAUCGACUUCUUGAUCCAACCAUCAUCCCAGUACCUGAUGUUGAAGGAUCGAAUGAAAAUCGUUGCCAGCUCACAAGAACUCCAUAUGGCAGACGCUUCAUAUCCGAGGAACUGAACAUGUAUAUGCAAUUUUUGUUUGAACUCAUUGUUGAUCGUGGUCCUUCUGUUGGGUUUGAUGUUGCCUUGAGUCGCUUUGAUCUUUUCCAUGGUCAUCUCUUUCUAUCAAAAGACUCUGGAAGACUUGGUAUCUUAUUCCAUGCAAGGGAAUACCCGACAUAUGAUGAAAAAGUGUUCCCGUAUAAUAUGGGUUUUUGUCAGAGAGGUUCCAAUGUGACAUAUGAUGAUUCAAUGAACUUGCGAAAUAUUCUCUGGCUUGCUCCAUUGCCUGACAAGUCCACUAAAUCUUGGGUAGCACCAGGGGUUCUGGUAGUACUGGAUGCUAGGCCUGAUGGAAUCAUAUACAGAGAUCUAAUACCAGAUUAUGUACAAAUUGCAAGGACUAUAUAUGAAGAUAUUCUCGGGGAGGUUGCUGUUGAUGUGAACAUCUUGAAUGUGGGUUCUAAAAGCCAAAAUUAUCAAAUAUUCAUAUGCUAAUGCUACGAUCGACACCGAUACCAGCUUAUAUAAAUGAAGAAUAAAAAAUUGCACAAAGGUUACAUGGAUAUUCAAAAGAUCGAUUACAAUGAAAAUUGCAUGGUUGAUUUCCUCUAAUUUGAGAGGUCAAUAGAUUGAUGCUUUCCAUUCUGUGCAUGCUUCUGUAAUUUAUUUAGAUUGGCCCUCCAACUUUAUGUACUUCAAUGACAUUGUACCAUAAACCUCCUGAUAUAUCAACGACCAGUACUUCAUUACGCUCAA
Molecule: messenger RNA, 1345 nt
Organism: Trifolium pratense (red clover)
Lineage: Eukaryota; Viridiplantae; Streptophyta; Magnoliopsida; Fabales; Fabaceae
Exons: 7
Coding region: 74-1084 (336 amino acids)
Source: RefSeq, a predicted model, not a curated record